Molecule: messenger RNA, 1159 nt
Organism: Haplochromis burtoni (Burton's mouthbrooder)
Lineage: Eukaryota; Metazoa; Chordata; Actinopteri; Cichliformes; Cichlidae
Product: retinol-binding protein 1
Exons: 5
Coding region: 532-942 (136 amino acids)
Biological process (GO): fatty acid transport
Cellular component (GO): nucleus; cytosol
Molecular function (GO): fatty acid binding
Source: RefSeq, a predicted model, not a curated record
CAGCAGGCAAGAACAAAGCCAGAUGUGGAGGCUGAACUGAUGGCUGAGAGCCUGAAGAUGCGAGGGAGAGGUUAGUGAGCUGGCUGCUGAGAAAGACACUGAAGCCAGAGCAGAGGAGGCUGCAAAACACUAAAGACAGGAUGGCCCUGGGAAUCUAUCCAAACAUUUAGCAAAAGUGACAAGAGGCAUGGUCACAAAAACACCAACCUGGCAGAGUGGAAACAUCAGUUCUGAGGAUAUGUAGUGGUCUCAUUUGAAGAACUGACUGCAGCUGGUAAGGUUCUGCUUUGACCCCAACACACCUCUUUCAACAACUACAAAACGAGCAGACACAUCCCUACAGAGAAAAGGAGAAAGGGAAAGAGGAAGAGAGAGACCUCUGAAAGUGAUAGAAGGUCAGCCUGACCCAGAAUUAGAUGCUGAGGGUGAGUCACUGGCUCAAUGUCUUGUACGGCUGCUCUGGGACUUCCCUGCACUUCCAUAUGAGUACACAGAGAGCAGCAGCAAGUCUCCCCUUCAGUGGCAACAGAAAUGUGGCCCAGCUGUUCUCCUGAUUUCUUAUUUUGGCACACUUGUUUGAAUGUCUUGGAACGACUCCACAAUGUUAAUGUUGCUUUGAGGAAGAUCGUGUGUAUGUUGAAGCCCACUAAAGAGAUCAUCCAUGACCCAGAGACAGGAGCCAUGAAAAUCAACACAAUCACUACCUUCAAGAAUUUCAGCAUGGAUUUUAAUAUUGGAAAAGAAUUUACUGAGGACCUGAGGAUAGUGGAUGGCCGUACCUGUCAGACUACAGUAGAUUGGGACGGCGACAAGCUGGUUUGUGUACAGCGAGGCGAGAAAGAGGGACGAGGCUGGACGCACUGGCUGGAGGGCGACAAGCUGCAUUUGGAAAUGAGAGUUCAAGGCGUCGCAGCAAAGCAAGUCUUCAAGAAGGCUGAAUGAAGUCACUGAAAAUGUUUUACAGUCAAUAGUCUCAUUUUAAAGGUAGCCGGUACGAGAGUCGUGUAUAUAGCAUUAUUUAUUAACAAUAUAUUUGAAGUACAACAGCAAAACUGAAUAUUUGUGGAAAAAAACAUUGUUCUGAGAGAAGAGAGUUGUAGAGCUUUUGUAAAGGUCUUUCCCUAUGUUGCACAAUCUUAUAAAGAAGUGGUGCAUCUGU